Colletotrichum destructivum is the source of this 3972-nucleotide messenger RNA. Its product is annotated as Putative pre-mRNA 3' end processing protein Pfs2. Gene Ontology annotation, cellular component: mRNA cleavage and polyadenylation specificity factor complex. The coding region runs from base 157 to 2040 and encodes 627 amino acids. The record is from RefSeq and is a predicted model, not a curated record. Lineage: Eukaryota; Fungi; Ascomycota; Sordariomycetes; Glomerellales; Glomerellaceae. Gene Ontology annotation, molecular function: protein binding. The transcript has 3 exons.
ACCAGCCUCGUGGAAGGAACAAUCGGAAGAAGCUCCAUCGCCAUCAACGCCAAUUUACAUUUAUCCAAUCCUCUAGCUUCCGCACAUCAGUCUAAAAAAGGAUACUUCUUGAAAUACUAACUGGCCGCCCUGCAGCUCGCUCAUGAAUAUCUAAAGAUGGCAUACGAUCCUCGAGGGGAUCACCAUGACCGGAGAGGGCCAGGCGGAGAUGGUGAUGGUGGUUUUGUGAGAGCUCGAGGUCGACGUCCGGUCACCGAUUAUGGAUCAACCGUUGCCAACUGGAUGCGCCAUCGAGCACCCUCGGAAGGCGACGCAUACACUGGGGAGAUCGAGCGGCCCAGUGCGAGCUUCAUCGUCGACUUCAUACCACCUGCUGCCAGAAGGACAGACCCUGGUGACACAAUCCCGGUGAAGCAUCUCCACUCAUCACUCAACAAGAUCAAGCAUCCCAUCAACGUCGUUCGCUGGACACCAGAAGGCCGCCGUCUCCUGACUGCUUCUAGCAGUGGAGAGUUCACAUUAUGGAACGGCACGGGAUUCAACUUUGAGACCAUUAUGCAAGCCCACGACUCUGCCAUCAGAGCGCUGGCCUACUCCCACAACGACGACUGGCUCAUCUCUGCCGACCACGAUGGAAGCGUCAAGUACUGGCAACCCAACUUCAACAACCUGCAAAGUAUCGCCGCGCACAACGACCCUGUUAGAGAUCUCGCCUUCAGUCCCAACGACUCGAAAUUCGUCACCGCUUGCGACGACUCGACUCUGAAGAUCUUCGACUUUGCAGGCGGGGUGGAGGAGUCCAUUCUGAAGGGCCACGGAUGGGACGCCAAGAGCUGUGACUGGCAUCCGACCAAGGGCUUGUUGGUAUCAGGCUCCAAAGACCACCUGGUCAAGCUGUGGGAUCCCAGAACUGGCCGGUGCCUAACCACCCUCCAUGGACACAAGAACACAAUCACUAAGACCUUGUUCGAAAAGGUGCAAGGCGACUGUCUCGCGACAUCAGCACGAGACCAGACCGCUAGAGUCUUCGACCUCCGAAUGAUGCGCGACAUCUGCUUGCUCAAGGGACACGAAAAGGACAUCUCCACAAUUGCCUGGCAUCCAGUCCACUCCAAUCUGCUGACCACAGGUGGCCACGACGGCUCCCUACACCACUACAUCCUGGACGAGCCGAACACGCCCGCCGGCCAUGCCAGCUCCAUGGCCCCGUACGACAGCUCUGAUCCCUCGACAACCACAGCACAGACGAUAUACCCCGCGCACAAGGUCCCUUACGCUCACGACUUCGCUAUCUGGUCUCUGGAUUGGCACCCCCUUGGCCAUAUUCUGGCCUCCGGCUCUAACGAUCGUAUCACGAGGUUCUGGUCCCGAAAGCGCCCUGGGGAUGCCGAUGUCUUCCAGGAUCGCUACCACGUCGGGGAGGCAGCAGCAGAAGCAAACGGAACCUGGGACCGCCGUGGUGGUCGUCGCCAGCGCCAGGAAGAAGAGGAGCAGGAGAUGGAAGACGAGAUGGAUGGCCUCGUCGACCAAAAGAUGCCUCUCAAGCAACCCACAGUGCCUGGUUUCCCCGGCCUUCCGGGCCUGCCCGGGCUGCCCGGACUUUCUAUGCCGCAGAACGGCCACGGCGGUCCUGUUCCACCACCGCCCAUGAUUCCUGGCGUGGGUUCUAACGGCGGAGCUCCCCCCCCUCCUCUUCCCUUCCCUUUGCCCGGCCUAAACGGCGCACCACCACCGCCGAUUCCCCUACCCGGCGGCAUCGACCCGAGCAACCCUGCCGAUCUCGCCAAGAUCGCCGAGAUGAUCCAGAAGGCUGGAGGCACUCUCCCACCGCCGCCUCCCGGCGGCUUCGCACCACCCGGCUUAGUGCCGCCGUCAAAUUUCGUGCCUCCCCCGGGGUUUCCUCCCAUGCCUAUGCCGCCUCCCUCGAAUAACCACAACGAUAAUUACGACAGUCGUGGCGGUAGGAGAGCCCCGCUGCCUAGUCAGGAGGAGAGCCUUAAAGCGGAGCAGCGACGGGGCAACUACACCAGGUCCCGUUAGGAACGCCUCCAGGGUAAGGCUGAGGAGAAGAAAGCGAAGCCGAGAAACCAGCAUGACCUAGUCGCGGUGUUAUGGUAAUCCUCCAUGUAUGAUAUUGACUCAAGCUGGACAACGGGUUGAUACCCUGGCGUUAGACGGAAACCAAAAAACAACAACAACACAAGUCAAAAUACGAUAAAGAACACACAGCAGCUCAAUUUUCCUCGCGCAUGUGAUAUAUGUGGGGGCAGUUUGUCGCCAACCAUCUGUUCAGCGGAGCCUGUCUAGUGUACAAGUACAUUGUUGCUGGAAGGAAACCCUCGUCGCCCGCUUAGUGCUUGCUUGCCAAUAAAAAUAAAAAGCCUAUAAAAAGCCUAUAAAAAAAACUCCUCUAUUCUUAUGCAAAUGUGAUGCGGCCAGCCUCUCGUGAUUGCCGCCCAAAGAGGUACAAUGAUGGUACAGACAUGGAAAAGAAGAAAAUCCGCAUCAUCUUGCUGAAUGUCUGCCGAGAAAAGGAAAAAGUGGAGGAAGGGGAGCAAAUGACUUGGAAAAUGCCAUGCAUCCUUUGCUAUGGCUGCGGCUCCCCCGUUCCGUUCUAGUCCAAUCUCAUGUACUCGGUCUACGAACGGGACUGCGAUCCGCCCUUGCUGAAGGACUUCUGCCUGUCGGCGUAGUCCUUGACGACGAUGGCGCACGACGUCUCGGUGCACAGCCUCUUGCGGCGCUGCGGCGCGAGCUUGGAGGCGAACUCGAGGCCGGCGGCGCGCUCGACGGCCUCGAGGGGCAUCUCGAACUCGGAGAGAGGCUUGUUGUUGGGAAUCGGGGCGUUAGGCAUGACGAAGGCGCCGAUGGCGACGUUGCCGCCAGCUUUGCCGUCCUCGGCGAAGAUGACUUUGUAGAAGUGGGUGGGCACGGCGACAUUGGGCGGGUUGCCGAUGACCUCGUACUUUGUGUACCACUUGCCGUCGACGGGGUCGCGCUUGGGCAGGUAGAGCGGGCCGGUGACGAUACGGACGGAGGGGUAGCGGGUGGUCAGGCGGCGGCAGAAGUCCUCGAAGUGCGCCCAGUAGUCGCGGUUGAAGCCAUCGCCGACCUGGGGGCACAUGUUGGAAAGGUAGAACGUCUCGUCCAUGGCCUUUUGGGACCACUUGCAGUCGGCGGCGGGGACCUGGUGGCCGCGGUCGUAGCCGCUACGGAAGUAGUCCUUGAGCUUGGCCUGGAACUUUUCGGGGACGGCUUCAUCUUCGAGGAAGGCGCUGUGCUUGCGAUCGCCGCCGCGUUGGGCGAGGGAAGCGGCGGUGAUGUGCUCGACAACCCAGUGCGGGUUGCGCGUGCGGCGGUCGUAGCUCGAGAUGAGGGCCUGGCGGGUCGCGAGGUCGGCGACGGGGCCGGGGAAACCGUAUUCGAAGAGGCCGGCUGGGUCUACGGGGUUGCCGGAGACGGAGCCGGGUGGCGACGGCGCAGCGGCGGCGGAGGCGGCGGAGGCAGGAGAAAGCGGCGCGUUGGGGUUGGUGAAGACCUGUGUGCUAGGCACCGGAACGGGGGGCGAGGUGGAGAGUGAGGCUGUAGCGGGUACCGCGGUGGGAGGCUGCUUCUGGGAACGGAGCGAGUACAUGGUCGCCGUGAGGGCGGCGCCGCCUCCCGCGCUUAGUGCUGCGAUGAGGGCGAGAGAUGUAGUCUUGGACAUGGUGGCGAUGGGUUUCGCAGCGCACGACCGCGUUUUGUGUUGAAGGGUUGUUGUUUUGUGGUGGCAGAACCGGGAAGGGAAGAGAAGAAUGGCAAUUUUCCAAUGUCAGUCAGGCGCCUGGCGAUUAUGACACUGCUCUGACCGGGAGAAUUGGAAGGAUGGGCAUGUGGUGAUGGUGGUGUGGUGGAUGUCUCAGCUAUCUUCCGCCGGACAUAUGGGUCAGCUUCGGAGCUGGAAAAUUUUGGGCAAUGGACGGCGGCCGCGUU